Polyodon spathula (Mississippi paddlefish) is the source of this 4137-nucleotide messenger RNA. It is a transcript of the gene csad, whose product is annotated as cysteine sulfinic acid decarboxylase. Gene Ontology annotation, cellular component: cytoplasm. Gene Ontology annotation, biological process: carboxylic acid metabolic process. The coding region runs from base 1101 to 2498 and encodes 465 amino acids. The transcript is spliced from 14 exons. The record is from RefSeq and is a predicted model, not a curated record. Gene Ontology annotation, molecular function: sulfinoalanine decarboxylase activity; pyridoxal phosphate binding. NCBI's taxonomy places the organism in Eukaryota, Metazoa, Chordata, Actinopteri, Acipenseriformes, Polyodontidae.
UUCACCCCUUCUACAAUGUGCUACAAUAUCCCUGUGGUGUUAAUAUGCACUCACCUGUGCUUUUACCAUGGUUAAUUACUAUAAGGGAUCAUUUAACCCACAAUUACUAUAUCAAAGAAACAGUCACCAAUACAAGAUCUAGUGUAAUACAGUACUAUAUAAUACAUAGCAGUGCUAGUGGGAAAGGGGGUAAGAGAUACAGCUGAGAACGACAUUUAAAUCUAUUUAUAAAAUGUCACAUGAUUUCCUCCCUGUUUUUGUACUAGGUUUUCAUAAACUUAAAAAUCAUAAUAAUAAUAAUAAUAAUAAUAAUAAUUGGUUUGCUUUUUACUAUUCAACAGUGUAAAACUAGAAUAGGAACAUAAGAUAUGUUUGGGAAGGCCAUUCGGCCCAUCAAGUCUCGUCCCUUAUUAGCGCGCCAUUCUCCCUUGCAGGGGGCUGGAGAACUCAUUUAAAAGCACAGAAUUUAAAGGUCUUUGCUUUAGAUCCGACUGCUUCACCUGGUAGGCUGUGCAUUUGUAACUCUCUCUGUGUAAAAAAUAAAGUUCUAAACUUCAAUUCUAAACUUUUACUCAGCUUCCACUUAUGCCCUCUUGUUCUUCUCCCUGUGCUAAACUUGAAGCAUUGUCUUGGGUUAACUAUCUAGUCCAUUCUAUUUUAUAGACUUCAAUCCUCUGUUUCCCUUCUUUUUUUUUCCAGGCUGAAGUGAUUUCGUUGUUUUAACCUCGUAGCUCAUUGAGUUCUGGGAUCCGCCCAGUUGCCCUUCUCCACACCAGUAGAACAGCUGCAGAUCUUUAUAAAGCCUUGCAGACCCCUUGUUGUCUGUUUGAAGUUAGACAGCUGUCCGCUGGGUCAGUCUUCUUGUUGUAUUGCUGGUAAUAGACGCUCAGAAGAUGCUGGCUCUUGGCGGUGCUCUGGGGAUGAUCUGGCUUGCCUUGCAGACGUCUAGACCUGCAACUUGAACUGAAGAGCAGCUCCGGAGCUCAGGGUCGGCCGGCAGGCAGCAGAAGGCAGUGACGGUGGACGGGGUGACCCUGAACGGGCCGCUGAGUGAUAACCGUGAUGGGGAGCGGUUCCUGGAGGACGCUUUUCAGAUUAUCAUGGACGAGGCGGUCAAGAAAGGGACCGACGUGACGGAGAAGGUGUGUGACUGGAAGGAGCCCGGGAAGCUGAAGGAGAUGCUGGACCUGGAGCUGAGAGACACUGGGGAGGAUCACGAGAGGCUGCUGCAACGCUGCCACGAUGUGGCCAAAUACAGCGUCAAAACCAGUCACCCUCGUUUUUUUAACCAGCUCUUUGCCGGGCUGGACCAUCACUCCCUCGCCGGAAGAUUCCUCACAGAAGCCCUGAACUCAAGCCAAUACACGUAUGAGGUGGCGCCGGUCUUCGUUCUCAUGGAGGAGGCGGUGCUUUCCAUGCUCCGCUCCCUGAUUGGCUGGGACUCUGGUGAUGGGAUCUUCUGCCCUGGCGGCUCCAUCUCUAACCUGUAUGCCAUGAACCUGGCGCGGUACCGAGCAUUCCCCGAGGUCAAACAGAGGGGGCUGUGGGCCGUCCCGCGACUGGCUGUCUUCACGUCGAAGGAGUGCCACUAUUCUGUGGGCAAGUCGGCUUCCGUUCUGGGAGUCGGGUUGCAGAACGUGCAUCUGGUCAAAGUGGACAAGAGGGGUGUGAUGAUCCCAGAAGACCUCGAUGAGCAAAUUGAAAAAGCCAAAUCCCAGGGUUCUGUUCCGUUCCUGGUCAGCGCCACGUCCGGUACCACGAUCCUGGGGGCCUUCGACCCGCUGGACAAGAUCGCCGAUGUGUGCGAAAAGCACAAGCUGUGGUUCCACGUGGAUGCUGCCUGGGGUGGAAGUGCCCUGCUGUCGAAAAAACACAAACAUCUUCUGAAGGGGGUUGACAGGGCUGAUUCGGUGGCUUGGAACCCUCACAAGAUGCUGAUGGCUGGUCUGCAGAGCUCCGCCUUCCUUAUGAAAGACAACAGCGGCUUGCUGAAGCAGUGUCACUCUGCCAACGCCUCGUACCUGUUCCAGCAAGACAAGUUCUAUGACAUGAGCUAUGACACGGGGGACAAGUCGAUCCAGUGCGGCCGCAAGGUGGACUGCCUCAAACUGUGGCUCAUGUGGAAGAAAACGGGGACUCUGGGCUUGGAGCAGCGGGUGGACCGCGCCUUCGCCUCCACCAGGUACCUUGUGGAGGAAAUGAAGAAAAGAGACGGCUUCCAGCUGGUUGCGGAGCCCCAGUUUGUGAACCUGUGCUUCUGGUACGUCCCCCCCAGUCUGAGAGGGGAGGAGGGCAGUGAGGAUUACCAGGAGAAGCUGUCCAAGGUGGCUCCCGCAAUCAAGGAGCGAAUGGUGAAGAAGGGUAGCAUGAUGGUGGGCUACCAGCCGCACCAAGACAAGGUCAACUUCUUCCGCUUGGUGGUGAUCAGCCCUCAGAUCACUAGAGCCGACCUCGACUUCUUCCUGGAUGAGAUUGAGAGCCUGGGGCGAGACUUGUAGCCGACUGCACUGCCCCUGAAAAUGAGAUCAUACUAGUGCUUUGCCCUCUCCCUUAGAUUGUGCUUGGGAAGGGUGUGUUUUGCUUUUUUUCAUGGAGUGUUGUAACACAGGACAGCUUUUGUAGGUUUUUUUUAUUUUAAAUGUUGUCAUCUGGUACGUUUUAAAAGCCGCUCUUAAGGACGGCGUAAUUCAGUUUUAACCCCAGAGUUUGCACGGCUGAUGCUGUGGACGCAGCGUUCCCUGCAGAUCGGAAAAGCGUUUAUCAAGGUUGCAGGACCGCUGCCCCAGAUCAUAAAGACCCCGCAGCUGUCCUGUGUCUGAAAUCGAAACCACUUUGUUCACGUUGCACUGGGAACCACUUUGCAGAGGCAUCUUUUCAAAUUGUGUUUUGACAGAAGCACUGCCAAGUGGCCUCUGGUAUUAAGAGUCUUAUCAAGUGUUUGAAUGAAUGUUUCACAGCUUUAUCGUAGUGCUGUGUUCAGGGACCAGUUAGGGUUGUACUGAAAUAAAGUAAAUGACUGAUUCCUGGCUCCUGAAAAAAUAGAUCUGUUAUUGAUUUCCGAAGUAAUGGACCGGGCUUUAAUCAUGGUCUAGAAAUAGAUAUUUCACGCUUUUAACACAAUGUUGCCACGUUACAACACACUUCCGAGAAAUCAUGACAUCUGUGCUCACUGAGAAAAGAAAAAAAUAUACAGCCUUAGUAAUCAAUCACCUUUCACUGGCAAAAUUCGAGAAUAAAGAAACUGGAAUAAAAAGAGAAAAAAAAAGAAUUCUGAACUGUGUAAAUCUGGAGCAGAAUUUUAACGCUACGUAAAUCGGAAUUCCAGAACGAAAAGUGAACGUACAUUUUUAAGAUAUAUAUAUAUAUUUUUUUUACUUUAUUGAAACAAAGCUGUCUUCAGGUGAAUGAAAAGUGCCAAGGAACAUUGUAAAAACACAAUGUCAGAAAUCAGAGCUGUCCUUUUCUAGUGGCACUGCUGGCACCUCGACAGGGUAAGACUUUGUAAGACGAUCAUAGGAACUUUGUUUUAGAAACAGGCUCUGCGUCAAGGGGCAUAAAGCCUGUAUUGUUGUGUUUGUCACGAGUUCUGAAUAGAUGGGAUUGUCUGCACUGUGACGUGUGGGUGGAGGAGAUUGCUCUGCACUGCUGUUGGGGCAGAGUUGUACCAAAAUUACAGAUACAGCGACACACUCAAUUUCACCCCCUAGGUGGCGCUGUGGAGCUGCACUGAGAAUUCACCACAGCGCUCUCCUCACUCAGACCGUGCAAAGACCUGAUUGCAAGGAUGUUACAAGUGGUGUGUGUUUAAAUAGAUCCUCUGGGAUGGAAAUAAGACUCCCCAUUCCUUCGUGCUUUGAUCCGUUCCUGGAUUUACUACGAGUCGAAUCAGACGCGCCUAAUCUUGCUGCCUGUGCACACUGCGGCUAAUCAAGCUCAUAUUAAAACCAGGAAUGGGUGGCGCUGCUCUGCAUUAGGAGUCUUGUUUCCAGCUCUGUGUGUUAGUGUUGUGUGGCUUGUGUCUUGUAAUUGCACAAGGUGUUCUUGUUUGCUUCUUAAUUAAUGCACUAAUGUAUUUUUGUAUUCAACGCAAUUCAUGUUUUAGUAAACCUAACAAAUAAAACAAACUAUUCUGGUGUA